Arctia plantaginis is the source of this 441-nucleotide messenger RNA. NCBI's taxonomy places the organism in Eukaryota, Metazoa, Arthropoda, Insecta, Lepidoptera, Erebidae. The record is from the annotation of a GenBank genome assembly.
AUGUCGAAGUUUACCUUGUUAUUUGUCUGUGCGGUGGCUGCGUUAAGUAAUGUUUACGCGCUUUCCGACGACGCAAAGGCAGCAUUUCAUGAAGCAAUCAAGCCUCUAAUAGAGGAAUGUUCUCAAGCACAUGGAAUCUCCAUGGACGAAAUUAACGCUGCCAAAGAGGCCGGCACUUCCUCAGGCCUUAAACCAUGUUUCCUUGGAUGUGUACUCAAGAAAGGUGAAAUUUUAAAUAAUCAAGGAGAAUACGACGUUGAUGCAGCUUUAAAAACAGUUAAGAAAUACAUAAGUGAUGAAGGGGAAUUCAACAAGUUCUCAGAGGUCAGCAAGAAAUGCGCUUCAAUUAAUGAUGAGGCAGUGACUGAUGGAGCUGAAGGCUGCGAAAGAGCUAAGCUGCUAUUAUCCUGCAUUCAACAAAACAAGGCCGGGAUUCUGUAA